GGUUUCUUCUUCUUCUUCUUUAUCUGCAAGAAGAACACAUGGUUUAAAGCUUCGAAUCUCUCCCUUUGCUUCAUCUCAUAUCUAAAUCACCCCACUCAAGAUUUCAAAUUCCCUAGACCUUUGUAUUUUUUUUUUUAUAAAUUCUUUCUAAAUUUUAUUCUCACAUUAAUCCUAAUAAAACCACACUGUCUUUACUCUGUUUUUGUUUCUUCUCUACUCUGUUUCUUCUUCCAACAUUGAACCCACAAAAAAAUAAUACUUAUCGCCUUCUUCUCUCUGAAAAACUGAAAACUUUAUCAAAAUGGCUUCAUCUUCAUCACUGUUAUCUCCAUCUUCGUAUACAGAGCUCAAAGAUGCUUGGCAUCCAUCAACAACAGCGGUGGACACAACUGAAUCAAGCUACUGGUUUAAUUGGAGGGUAAUGAUAUGCUGUGUAUGGAUGGCUGUAGCCACUGUGAUCACUGCUUUUCUUAUAUUCAAAUACGAAGGUUAUCGCCGGAAACGAAGCAGUGACGGUGAUGCCGACGGAGGAGAGAAAGAGUGGUCGGGAAAUGUAUAUGAAGACGAGACUUGGAGGCCUUGUCUUCGUAAUAUUCAUCCAGCUUGGCUUCUUGCUUUUCGAGUCGUUGCCUUCUUCGUUCUUCUUAUUAUGUUGAUUGUUAUUGGCCUCGUCGAUGGACCGACCAUCUUCUUCUACUACACACAGUGGACUUUUGCUCUGAUCACUCUCUAUUUUGGAUUAGGCUCGCUUCUUUCGCUCCACGGAUGUUACCAAUACAACAAAAGAGCAGCUGGUGAUAGAGUAGAUAGCAUUGAAGCCAUAGACUCAGAGAGAGCAAGAUCCAAAGGAGCUGAUAAUUCUAUUCAACAAAGCCAAUACUCUAGUAAUCCAGCUGGCUUUUGGGGAUACGUUUUUCAGAUAAUCUUUCAGAUGAAUGCAGGUGCGGUCUUGCUCACUGACUGUGUCUUCUGGUUCAUCAUUGUUCCUUUCCUUGAGAUCCAUGAUUAUAGCCUCAAUGUUCUGGUGAUCAACAUGCACUCCCUAAACGCGAUUUUCUUGCUUGGUGAUGCUGCUUUGAAUUCUCUGAGCUUUCCAUGCUUCAGAAUUGCUUACUUCUUCUUCUGGACAAUAGCCUAUGUUAUAUUCCAAUGGGCUCUCCACUCCCUAGUCCAUAUAUGGUGGCCUUACCCAUUCCUAGACUUAUCAUCACACUAUGCUCCACUAUGGUAUUUCUCAGUUGCAGUGAUGCAUUUGCCAUGCUAUGGAGCCUUUGCCUUGUUGGUGAAGCUAAAACAUCGGCUAUUACAAAGAUGGUUUCCUGAGUCUUACCAGAGUCCUCGGUAGUAGCUUGCAACGCAAGAGCAAGCAACCGUGUUUGAUUUGAAGCUUUUGUUUUUCUUAAGUAGAAAGAAUGAUUUUUGAAAGAUACAGAAUGAAAAAAAAAGUGUGGAGCAAGCAAACUCAUGCUUAUAAAUAUAACUUAUUCUUUGCAGUAUUUUUAUUUAGCUGUUUUAUAAGAAGGUGAAUAAAAGGAAAAAUGUGGAUCAAAAUAAUUCCAUCAGAAGAAAUUUGUGCAGAA
Capsella rubella is the source of this 1580-nucleotide messenger RNA. RefSeq lists its product as uncharacterized. Bases 302 to 1345 code for a protein of 347 amino acids. The record is from RefSeq and is a predicted model, not a curated record. Gene Ontology annotation, cellular component: membrane. The transcript has 8 exons. Lineage: Eukaryota; Viridiplantae; Streptophyta; Magnoliopsida; Brassicales; Brassicaceae.